CUCGUUUCAUGUAAAUAAUUCUCACGAGGAACUAUUAAAACCAGAUAUUAAUUUAUUAGGGAUUGACUCAAUGGGAGUGGAAUCGAUGGGCGCCACCAAAUACUAGCAAAAAAACAACCCCGAUGGCCUGGCCGUGUGAUGUUUGCCCCAGCGUUUUCAAAUUUGAAAGUUACUUGAAACGACAUCGAUUGCGACAUUUCGAACCUGAGAUUCAGUGCAUCGAAUGUAAUGAACGGUUUCACGAUGAAUAUACUUUGAACCACCAUCUUGCUGUCGUACAUGAAAAACAAACAGCGUGGAAGUGUGAUUUGUGUAAAAAGGUUUUUAAAUUUGAAGCCUUGUUGAAAAGACAUCGCUUGCGACAUUUCGAACCUACGGUGAAGUGCACCCAUUGCGAUAAAAAAUUUUAUGACGAGUACCUCGUGAAGCAACAUCGUGAUUUCGUUCACAAUAAUACUAGGAAUUUUGUUUGUGAUAUUUGUAAUUAUGCGACUGGGAAUAAAUCGACGCUCCAAAGACACAUGAUUAGAAUACAUACGAAGAAUUUUCCCUAUCCGUGCGAUCUUUGUGGUAAAGGGUACACAGACAAGUACAUGCUUGAUGCCCAUCGUCAGUCUGUACACGAAGGUGUUGAACACACAUGUGAAGACUGCGGAAAGGCAUUUAAAUACGCCCAUGGUCUGCAAGAACACAGAAAACUGCACGAACCAUCAUCGAAAAAGAGGGAAGAAGUGAUGUGCGAUUUAUGUGGAGAAAAGUUUAAAUAUUUGAAAGAACAUGUAAUGAAAAUGCACGGAGGAGUAAAAACUAUCAUUUGUGAAGUCUGUGGGAAAAGUUUCUACACAAAGAAUCUUUUAAAUAUACACAUAAUGCGCAAACACAAGAACGAGCGACCUUUCAAAUGCAGUUUUUGUUUUCAUGGCCUAGUCACGAAAAAUGAGUUGAAAGAACAUAUCAAACGGAGGCAUUCUGGUAACGAGAGUCUUGAAGAUAUAAAAGAGAAGCCAUUUCAGUGUAGCAUUUGUGGGAAACGGUUUAAAGCUAGCACGUCGUUAACGGAUCAUAUGAGGAAACAUUCUGGGGAAAAAGCUUACACGUGUAAUGUUUGUCAGGAGAAGUUUAUUUCUAAACAUUACUUAAAGUCCCAUAGAUGCGGUGGAAUUAGUGAUCAGUUAUUAGAAAUGUCUUCGAAGUAGCAACUGUCCGCGUCAGUAGUAUUUAAAAGAGUAUUUUGGGUGUAGGUGACGUAAUGUUGUGUUCACUUGAAGACCACAUUUUUAUAAACUCUGGACCAGUGAUUUUUAGUUGUUGUAUUUAUUUUUUUAUGUUCAGUUGUAAUUAUUUCGAAAGCCCUGUUUAAUUAUGGUUAAUUAUUAAUCGACUGUUUGUUAUGUUAUUGUGUAGAUCUUUUUAUAUAAAGAGUUUUGUCACCGAGA
This is a messenger RNA of Zophobas morio, 1436 nucleotides long. RefSeq names its product zinc finger protein 737-like. Gene Ontology annotation, biological process: regulation of transcription by RNA polymerase II. Gene Ontology annotation, molecular function: RNA polymerase II cis-regulatory region sequence-specific DNA binding; DNA-binding transcription factor activity. Lineage: Eukaryota; Metazoa; Arthropoda; Insecta; Coleoptera; Tenebrionidae. The transcript has 2 exons. The coding region runs from base 123 to 1196 and encodes 357 amino acids. The record is from RefSeq and is a predicted model, not a curated record.